Molecule: messenger RNA, 5189 nt
Organism: Amoebophrya sp. A120
Lineage: Eukaryota; Dinophyceae; Syndiniales; Amoebophryaceae
Source: the annotation of a GenBank genome assembly
GGACGAUCCUUAAGGCUGAUCUUCUUAUUCUAUGUAGUCAGUCACAGUCUAAUUACGUGUAUACUGACGAGCAGUUUUUGGUCUUUCCUACAUGAAAGAAACUGGUUGAUAAUCGUUUGCUUCGUCUUCGUUCUUUGGUUCUUGCACCGCGUCGUCCUCGUCGAGCUGUUCAUUCUGUCAACUAUAUCUACGAUACCCGAGUUGUUCAACCUUUUGCUUUGCACAAGUGAAACAACCUUGCCGACGGAUGCGUGUCAUCCCCGCACCCCGCUGGUCCAGCGAAAGGACAAGAAGCUACCUAUUGGACCACGAACAAGCGCCAUCAUGCUGCCCCGAGCCAGCACGUCAGAACAGGGCCGUGAGCAAGGGAACUACAAGUUGCCGGGGGGGCCGCGCCAGAUGUUGAAAAGUAUAUUAACCGGCACGACUAGUACAGGAGCAGCUCCACCAGCACCAUCUUCAUCGAAAGAGCCACUCUACAAGCGGAUACGGGAUUCGAUCACGCUCGCGCAGAACGCGGGCGGGCGGGGACGGAGCAAGGAAGGCCAACAGCAGCUGGUUUUCGGUGCCGCAGUUGGCCACCAGAGCGGACAACUACAAAGCAGCGGUUCAAAGCAGGAGACCGCAGCUGUUGGACCACCAGGUUGUAGUGGUUCUAUUUUGGUGUCCUCUGGAGGAGCUGCAGGAAUUGACACUAAAUCUACUUCGGAGACUUGCAGAGCUACAAAAACUACAACCACAUACAUCCGUGGCGUACGGGCUAGCAGCGCCCUCGACAGUCAGAAGCAGCUUCCGAGGCUAUUGCAAGGAAAAACUUCCUCUCCCCAUACCAAAAAGGGACACUCCUGAACAUUUGUGAUGCUGAUUUGUGGCCACAAAUCGUCCCUGUAUUGCAAGAGGGCAAAGCCAGAGACUCAGCCGCGCUUCGCAGGCACUUUGUAAUGCUGUGUCGCCUACAGAGGAUAUGCCUGCCUUGCUAGGCGCCUACACCAAAACGCCCCUACUUCUGCUGCUCUGCAUCUGCCUCCAGUCUUCUACUGCAAGCAUGGCAAAGUCGAUAGGUGUGCACAAGUCCCGCGUCACGGAUUUCCAUUCCGAUAUGGGGAGGGGGGAUUUUUUCUUUUGAUAGAGACGAAAUGUGAGCCGGAACACGACACUGGAUUCGAGAGAGCACGAAGAUUUGGGUGGCACGGACGAGUCUGAUUCUCGCUCGGACCGGCAGCACGGGGAAGAUUUUUCAGAGAGUUGUCCAUCUCCCCGCCGUAUCCUGUGCAAAAGUAUCGUACUCGUUGUAAUUGCAGUCCUGCAUUACAAAUCUUUUUGUUCAGGUAAAUCCGCAUUACAAACUUGUAUAUAAUGCCGAGUGCGAUACUUUUCCUUUUGCAAUUCAUACGCCGGGGAAGCAGUCGGUCGAGCCGAACCUCGAGUGACGACGAAACGCCCUCUGCUAUCGCAAGAAAAAACUGUUUCACUGUGAACCUGUGAUGCAGAAAAUGAAACAGAAGCACCAAAGUGUCUCUCUUGCUACACCUGCAAGACAUUGGAUCUCCAAGCGUGUUUUCCCUUGGGGAGCGCGCAUGGCAAAUCUUCUCUGUCAUGUGUAGCAAACUUCUUGUGAUGCAGAUCUUGCAAAAUCAUCACAGUGAAACAGUUUUUUCCUGUGACAUCUGCAGUGCGGCGGGGAACAGUAAACCUGAUCCGGACGAAGAAAAAACUACGGCACGGAUCUACUACUUCCACAUGGGCGGGAAAGAAGAACAUUAAAAGCGGUAAAAAUAACCGGAAGAGUCGUUCUUGCUACAAUUCCUGCUGCAAAAAAGGCAACAGGUGCGCCGCUUCUUUCUCUUCCUCUUACCAAACCGGCGUUGACAUGACCUACAGCUUUGUCGCGACGAAGAUGCAGUUCCUUUCGAAAGUUUUCGAAUUUCACGACGCAGCGACCCGAUGGCUCGCGUUCCUCUUCCUCGGACACGCGUGCAGCUCCAUCGUGCUGAUUUUGAUGAACAAAUCCAUCGCGAUUCGCUUUCCGCACAACUUCACCACGGUCGCCGUGCAAAAUCUGGGAACGCUCGGUGGGGCCGGGUUCUUGCACGUCACCGGGAUCCACGCGUUAAAACUGCCGCCACGAAUAUCCCACGAAAAAACUGUUUCACUGUGAUGGUUUUGCAAUAUCCGCAUCACAAGUUUGCUACACAUGACACGGAAAAUUUGCCAUGCGCGCUUUCCAAGGGAAAACACGCUCAAACGUCCAAUGCCUUGCAGGUGUAGCACGACAAAUGGUUCUGCGUUCGAUUCUAUGCAUCACAAGUUCACAGUGAAACACUUUUUUUUUGCGAUAACGAAAGUACCUGUGGCGCAUCGUCCUGAACUCCGCGUGGCUGAUCACGGUGUUGUAUGGAUUGCAAAAAUCCCUGGACGGCUGGAAACUUGUGAUGCUAAAAUGUGGAUGAUGGAAACAGUUCCGAAUGCAACACAGCAUGACAACUUUUCAGAACGCUUUCUCAUAGGAAAUCCGCAUGACAAACUGCGUUUUUGCGUGUACAAAAGAGGCUGCGACUUUUGUUGGCUACGCAAUACAGAUUUCCUAGGUAUGGAGAGCUAGCAUUACAAGUUGCAACCUUCCAGACCCAGAGAUUUUUGCGUUUGAUAUGUUGUGGGCCAGCAUCGCCGCUCUCGGCAAAGUCAGCGUGCCACUGUAUUAUUGAGCUAUGCAAUGUGAGUUUAGCCUAGUAAAAAAGCCUGUUUAGGUUAUCUCCCUGAUAGAUCGUGUUGUACGUCGUGGUUUUUCUGGUGGUAUGAAGGGCCGCCCGUGACUUGCCGCCUGAUGCGAGAUUGCAAGGAGGACCAGGGUUUUUUGCUGAACCAAGGACAGAUCAUUUUGAUCAUCGUUUAUUAUCCUCGAUUUUGUCCAUGUCCACGAUAGAAGAUCAAGAUAGAGAUACUUACUUUCGUCGAUUUUUUCUUUAUCAUGCUAGACUUGAAUCACAAAACAUCAGAUACGUUCUUGCGCGCAAUACGGUACCUUUCCUGACCGCUUUGCUCGACCGAGUUUUACUGGGAGUCAGAAUGUCCUGGCGAACCAUCGGGGGGUUGCUGUUGACCUUUGUCGGUAUAAUUUUGGGGCACAUGUAAAGUAAAAGUUGUAGUUCUAGUUGUCAGUCACAGUCAUGCGUAAAAAACCGCUAGCUGUUCCACCACCGCGUGUAAGAACGUAAGAACAACCUCCAGUUUUGCUCAUCCAAAUGUUCGUACUUAAAAUGUUCCAGGUACCGCCAUCUACACGCUGGCUGAGGCGGAGAUGGAGUACACCGGGUUGAUCUAUUAUCCUCGCAAAAAAAUUCAAAGUCGUGUCUCGAAAGUAUCACGCCGAGGUUUGUAUUGCCUUUUGGUUGAUGUGCAUUAUUAGCAUUUAUAUAGCGUUUCAAUUUCUUCCGCUUUGCAGAUGGGGUCUGUAGUCCACCCAAUUUUCGUCACGAACAGCUUUCAAUUUCGAUUUGAGAUCACUGCAAAACCGAGAACAAAAAGUCCGACUUUUUGGUCGCAUACCUUUGCCAUGCUGAACGUCGUUUUCGUUUCUACCAUCUGCGUUUACGAGUCUGUCACCAUGAAACUGGUCAAGAAGGAGCUGUCCGCCAUACAGCUCAAUUUCUACCGCGUGCUCUUUUCCAUGCCGUUCCUGCUAUGCAAGAAAAAAACUGUGUAUAGUGAAUGUGAAAGUUUCUUCAUACAUUCUUCCAUGUGGGCAGGAGCAUCCCACGUGACAGCAAGCCAAAACUGUCAUGCGUGGCUGGUACGUGAAUGCGAAAGGUCCAUUACCUACGACGCAUGCCUAGUAUCACAAGUGUACUUAACCGUUUUGCAUCCCUUGCAUCACAAGCACAGUUUUAUUCUUGCGAUACCUCCCGCCGAUCCUGUACUAUGAAUGGACUAGCGCAAGCGUCGGCUUCGCGGAGAUCCAGGAGCUCAUAAGACCCGUCUUCAUCCAGUUGGUCCUGAGCGCUCUCUUGGCGUUUAGCAUCGGUAAAUGAGAUAACGAUAAGGACGUUGCGGCUGCUUGUGUUGCUUUGCCUCCUGAAAUAGAGAGCAUUUCUUGUUCAUCUCAUGCAAUGCAUAAAGCAACGACAACAGCGCGUGGACGAUGGUUACAUGCACAAAAAAGUCGUAUUUGGCAGGUUCUUUCCUUCUCGGUCUCCAGGGCCUCUGUUCCGCGACCACUAUCCAGUUGGUAUGACAGUGCACAACUUCCCCUCCCCCUCAUUUGUAUGGCAUGAACAGCAACACAAGCUACAGCAGAAAAAGGGCUUUCGCAUGACAAAUCUGCGUGCAGAUUGUUGUGCGAUUUGAGGUUCCAAAAUUUGUCAUGCGUGCAGUACUUACGAGCAAGGUGUGAGUUUGGUAUUUUGCAUUACAAUUCAAAUGAGGGGGAGUUGAAUUUGUGCACUCUCAUAGUUGGCGAACAUCAGCUACAAGUUUGUGACCACCAUGGUGAGCAGACUCACCCACCCGUCCGAGGUGCAGUUUAUUGGGUGGGUGGGCUACGCCAUCUGUACGGCCGGCUUGGUGCAAUACGCGGUAAAUCCGGCGAAGGCCACGCCGGUUGGGCAGCAGACGGUCGAACGGCAAAAGUUGGACAAGAAGAGUGGUAAAAAGCAAAAAGUUGAUCAUGAUGAAGACGAGGAGAAAGCAGAAGAAGAGCCAAAAACUGCACCACCAGCUCUCUUCACACAAGCGAUGAAAAUGGUGUCCAGCAUGAAGCAGGCGGCCGGACGAGGGAAUAAAAUCACUUCUAGCAGUAAGUCGCCCAAGAACAGUAGUAAUACGGCAAACCGCGGCACUUCUUCGUCAUCCAAAAAAAACGCGACUACCGUAGGGAAGAACAAAGCAAGGAGCAGGACGCGAAGUGUUUCCACUUCAGGAAUAAACAACAAUGCAAACUACAAGACAAAGAUGAAGUAACAAUAAAGCAUUUUUGGACAGAAAUUUCUGCAGCAGCAGCUUUCACCCCCUCGGUUUGCAUAAAGUUCUUGCAGCGAGCAGACGGACGCGAGACGACAAGGCUUCAUGGUUUUAUAAACUACAAGUUGUGGAGGUCUAGCAGCGGAAGAAUUACGGAGUUGAGAGUAAGUACUUGUUUACUUCUUCAAUGUUGGUGGCACAUGACGGGCCGACUUUAAAACCAAAGAGGCCGG